Pezoporus flaviventris is the source of this 1746-nucleotide messenger RNA. RefSeq names its product single Ig and TIR domain containing (gene SIGIRR). The coding region runs from base 166 to 1389 and encodes 407 amino acids. Gene Ontology annotation, biological process: signal transduction. The transcript has 10 exons. The record is from RefSeq and is a predicted model, not a curated record. Lineage: Eukaryota; Metazoa; Chordata; Aves; Psittaciformes; Psittacidae.
CACGGGGGCAGCGAGGGCAGGAGCCGCGGCCGGGCACGGGAAGCACUGAAGGCCCGGCCGCCCCGCACCGGUGCCGGAUGGACUCUGACCCCGGAAGAGCCGGCAGCGUGGGGCCCUCCUGGUGCCGGUGAUGCGGCAGCUCCCGGCGCGGCGCCCCGGCUCACCAUGGCAGACCCCUGCAGCGUCCCCCCCGAGGUCCUGGUCCCCGCCACCAACCAGACACUGGAGCUGGCACUGGGCGCCCGCGUGGUGCUGAACUGCACCGUGCGCUGGGUGGGCACCGGGCUCUGCCAGCACAGCCCCGCAUGGAGCAAGGACGGGCAGUGGCUGGGCAACGGCAGCAGCCAGGACACGGCCUGGUUUGCCCCGAAUGCCUCGGAGCAGCUCCUCAGCAGCGUCCUGCAGCUCAACCUCACACAAGACAGCGACUUCGGGGUGUUUGCCUGCUGGGUCAGCAAUGCCACGGCCACCUUCACCCUGCGGAGAGCAGAGCUGGCAGGGCACGUGCCCGCGGUGCUGGCAGCCCUCCUGGUCCUGGUGCUCCUCAUGCUGGCCGCCGGGCUCUACGUGCGCUGCCGCCUGAACGUGCUCCUCUGGUACCGGAACCGCUAUGGAGAGCUGGAGAUCAACGACGGGAAGCUCUAUGAUGCCUACGUGUCCCACGCCCCCGCCCCGGAUGACCGCAAGUUCGUCCACUUCAUCGUGAAGCCGCAGCUGGAGAACCGCUACGGAUACAAGCUCUUCCUGGACGAGCAAACCAUCCUGCCCAACGCAGAGCCAUCAGCAGACCUGAUCAUGAACGUGAGCCGGUGCCGGCGCCUCAUCGUGGUGCUCUCCAUCGCGUACCUGGAGCAGGACUGGUGCAACAGCAGCUUCAGGGAAGGGCUCUGGAGGCUGCUGGAGCUUUCCAAGAAACCCAUCUUCAUCGUCUUCGAGAGCCAGUACCGGGAGAUCCACCACCCCGCCAUCACCCUGCUGAGGCAGCACCGCGGCGCCGUGACCCUGCUGCUGUGGCGAGCAGGCUCCAUGACCCCCUCGUCCGACUUCUGGAAGGAGCUGUGCCUGGCCCUGCCCCGCAGGGUGUCCUUCCAGGGGCCCGUGGGGGACCCGCAGACCCAGCUGCAGGAGGACAAGGACCCCAUGCUGAUCCUGCACAGCAGCUACCUGGACAGCGGCGAAGACCUGCACCCGGAUGGGGACCUGGGCCUCCGGGAGUGCGUGUUCCGGAGCCUCCCUCCGCCGCGCCUCGCCGCGCCGGUGCCUGCCGGGACGGGGCAGCCGCAGCUCAGGGACGGGCAGAGAGCAGAGAUCGACGUCUCGGACCUGGGGUCCCGCAACUACGGCGCCCGCACGGACUUCUACUGCCUGGUGACAGAGGACGACGUGUGAGCGGGGCCCUCCCCACGGGCUGCGUGGACACAGCAGGGCUGGGGGAGCCCGGGCUCUGCCGUGGGACCACAGCCAAGGUCGCGGUAGGAAAAGGAUCCUUCCGGCAGCACGCCCCAUGGUGGGAAACCAUCACCAAGGGACACCGCAGCCCAUGGUGCCUGGGCACCUUCGGGUGCUGGGCCCCUCUCCUUCACCCUGUGCAGCAGGGGCGUUUUUCUGCCUGAUGGACCAGCACUGGGAUGGGGGAUGCUCUGAGAAGAAACAUGCCCCAGUGCCAAGGGAAUGGCCUGCUGGGGGUGGCUGUGGCACCCCCUCUUCCAUGGCAACCCCCGUGGCAAUAAAACGCUGCUGCACAGA